Molecule: messenger RNA, 3458 nt
Organism: Nematostella vectensis (starlet sea anemone)
Lineage: Eukaryota; Metazoa; Cnidaria; Anthozoa; Actiniaria; Edwardsiidae
Product: PRKCA-binding protein
Exons: 12
Coding region: 105-1220 (371 amino acids)
Biological process (GO): positive regulation of receptor internalization; receptor clustering; regulation of Arp2/3 complex-mediated actin nucleation
Cellular component (GO): trans-Golgi network membrane
Molecular function (GO): protein kinase C binding; phospholipid binding; protein domain specific binding
Source: RefSeq, a predicted model, not a curated record
CACUUAAGAGGACCGCUGUGACCUUUCGCAGGCUCUGGGACACAAAAUCAAAUACAAACUCUUUGAGGAAUUCCUCUGGUUUAGAGCCAAAAUAUUCACGCAAAAUGAUGGAAUACGAGUACGAAAUAGACCCUAGAGGUCUUCAAGGAAAGCCCGGCUCGGUUACUCUUAUCAAAGAUAAACAAAAUUUAAUUGGUAUCAGUAUAGGUGGUGGGGCCCCACUGUGUCCAUGCCUUUAUGUCGUACAAGUCUUCGAUAACACACCAGCGUCUAAAGAUGGUACUCUUCAAGCGGGAGACGAAAUUGUUGGAGUAAAUGGAAAAUCUUUACGAGGGAAGACAAAAGUCGACGUGGCUCGCGCGAUACAGGCUGUCAAGGAAGAAGUGAUAAUCAACUAUGUUAAGCUCCAUGCGGACCCCAAGGAAGGCAAGACACUGGACAUAGUCAUGAAGAAGAUGAAGCAUCGAAUGGUGGAGGGCAUGAGUUCCUCUACAGCGGACGCUCUUGGGCUCAGUCGUGCUAUUUUGUGCAAUGAUGGCCUCGUGAAGAAACUUGAUGAGCUGGAGCAGAAUGCGAAUGUCUACAAAGGCCUGUUAGACCACGCCCGGCAGUACCUCCACAGCUUCUACCAGUUAUCACAAACACACAAAGAAUUAGGGGAUAUCUUUGCUUCUAUUGGUGUCAGAGAGCUCCAGCCAAAUGCAAGCGAAGCCUUUGCCAUUUUUAGUGAGGCUCACAGGCAAUUUGAUAGACAUGGAAUGGAUUUCCUCAAAAAAGUAAAACCCACUCUCAGUGACUUGAAUACAUAUUUGUCAAAGGCAAUCCCUGACACAAGGCUUACAAUCAGAAAGUAUGCUGAUGCCAAAUUUGAAUAUCUAUCUUACUGUCUGAAAGUGAAGGAGAUGGAUGAUGAGGAAUACGCUUAUGCUGCUUUGCAUGAAUCCUUGUACAGAGUGGAGACUGGAAACUAUGAUUACAGAGUUGUGCUGCGCUGUAGACAGCUGGCCCGGGAGAAGUUUGCCAAAUUGAGGUCAGAUGUGCUGGUGAAGCUUGAACUACUUGACCAGAAACAUGUGCAAGAUAUCGUCUUCCAACUCCAACGAUUCGUGUCAGCGGUUGCCGGUUACCAUGACGACGCGUAUGGCAUACUGAAGGAAGCCAACGUGUUUCCGAUCGAGGUUGACCUCACUAGAGGAGCACUGGGCAACACCCUUAAAUAGGGACGUACAGUAUACUUAGCAAAUAGAUAGGGUGGGGAACGGGUAUGUUUCUCGUGUAUUUACAGCCAUUUUCAAUUAUUCUGCGAGCUCUCGACAACAAUCUCCAACCGCUGACUUCCGCCAUUCAAACUAGCGGAAUACCAUAUAAUGCUUUCUUUUUGAUUGGCGGCUUGCUGAGAAACGGCGUAAUUGAUGGCCCUAUGAAAACGCUUCAAGGAUUUUGAUUGUGGGAUAUCAGAAGGCGAUUUAGCUAUUGGAAAUCAAAAUAUUUAACGCAUCAAUAAGAGUUUCCAAGAAAACUCUUCAUAUCCCUAUGUAAACUCUCCUAAUUCUCUGACAAACUAUCUGCAAACUCUCCAUAUCCCUAUGGGUUCCAAAAUCGUCGGCUUUAGGCCUGUUUUCACUAGUGGAAAGGCCGAGACGAAGAUAGUCGCAAAGACAUAAGAUUCUUACCUCGCGUGUGAACAGAACGGAACGGAAAGAAAGAAGGAACGGAACGGUUCAUUUUUUUUCCUUAUCACUCCCCGCUUACUUCUCAAAAGGCUAGUUUACUUCAAGCGCGUAACUCCUCCUGUACUUUUCUUCGCCUUGCUAUUAAAGGAACAAGUAGUAAGGAGUGGAAACGUCCAUUUGCCUUUUUAGGGUUAUAUGUUUUUCCGACUAGCAACCUCGAACCCAAAACACAAUAGAACCCGUGUCAUAUAGCGUGUAGGAGUCGCGAAGUCUAAGUAACCCGAUGCCUUAAUAGACUUUGUAGACGUGGGUUGCAUGGCGGAAGAACGGAGAUACAGACAUCUUUACAAUGCAAAGCAAAGUGUGUUGUGCACAAAACUCGAAUGGCGUAGGGAUAUUCGCAUUAUUUCCUUUCCAUGUCUUUGUCUUUUUCCCCACACUAUGAAAAAAUGAGGAAGAAUUUCCACAUCGGUAUCUAGAAUGUGACAAAAAGCAAAUACUUUGGCAACUUUCCAAAGAAGUCGUGUUAGUCAAAAUGAUCUCUGAACGCCAGGGCUGAAUAACGUAUGCGCAUGCGCGUGCUCUGGCAAAAACAAACACAUCGUAGUGUUGAAUCGUUCGAGUAAAGGUACGAAGGAUGACUUCAGUCGUUGUUUUGACUAACUGUACAGCAUUAAAACCAUACUGUACGAAAUUUGACCGGUUUGUUUGAUAAAGAGGGAGUUAUAAAGAAAAUUAUAGCCUUAGGUUUGGUCUAGUUUUCUUAGCAUUCGUCGAAAUGUGACAGUUCGCCGGUAAAACGCCGCCAUUUCAAAACAAAAAGGCUAGUUUAACCGCGCGGUACUGUAACCAGUCGCGGUUUUCAGCAGUCUCUCUGGACAUGUUUCCGUCCCAGCGUGAAUGCAGCAUAGCAAGGAACAGAAACAGACGUUCGCGAUUUCUUUUUUUAAUGUGAAUGCAGCAUAGCAACUUACAUGUAACAGACGUUCACCAUUUCUUUAAGGAUGAAAUAAUUAGUCAAAUAGUUUACUGUCGAAUCCGUUGUAUCGCGACCCGCGUUUUCAAAACACGAUUUGUUUUGGUUUUCUGUUCCGUCAGUAAAACCAUUCUGAGCCAAUCAGAGUCUCGCUUUGUACACUUCCCUGGCUAUCCUCUGGACGAAAACCAGACAGUGUCGCGACAGAAAGCCAGGCAACUGCACUGGCGACAGAUGGCAAGAAUCUGAUUGGCUUAGAAUAAUUUGACUGGCGGAACAAAAAAUCCCAAAAGACAAAAACAAAUCGAUGUUUUGAAAAUGCGGCGUCGCGAUACAACGGAUUCGAUAGUGAGCACGAAGAAUGUGAAUACUAGAGGAAGCACAACACAGUCUAGUAAUUUAUUCAGAAUGUAUCAAACACAAUUUCCCACAGAAAGAGAUAAUCCAUUAGUGGUAUCGGCAAAAUCUUGUGAUGAAUCUCUGGGAUUCUGGAAUUCUUCUUGUGUAUGAAAUAUUCAAAACGGAUGUUUCCACGAGAAUCAUUUUACCAAAUGUGGUGGUAACUAAAAUAGUUUCUUAGACAGUCUUUAAGAAAGCAACUUAUAUUAUGGAAAUAUUUGUAAUAGAUUAGCGAGAAGCAAAAGGCACGAGAAGUUAAAGUUUUAAACAAAAAUAAUGUUUCGUGUACAGUAUAGAUAAAGGAAACAUUGAAAUAUGAAUUGUGAAAUAAAGUGAAAGGCAUUUAUUUAUUUAGACCAGUUCCUCUGUAAACAUAAUUAUAAAGACUUAAUUAAAUUAACUUCAAACAA